CUUUGAAAAAUUGUAAAUUUCUUAUCAAUUUGGAGACAUAUUCUACGCCUGUGAACUUUAUGUCAAGUCACCUGAAUGUCCUGAAAACUGAAACACUCGGAGCAACUCGAACCAGCAUAUCUCGGCAUGGGCGCGGUAGGAAGUCGCCAGCUAAAGCCCGCCCAAAUGGGUGACCACCAGAAGGCCACCGGCCUGUCGGCCGAGCAGCUGGAGCAGCUGCACACUCGCUUUCGCAGCCUGGAUCGCCACCAGCGCGGCUACUUGACGCCCACCGAUUUGCUGCGCAUACCGCAGCUCUCGCUCAAUCCGCUCCACCGCCAGAUUGUCGAUGGCUUCUUCCCCAGCCGCGAGGCCAGCGCUCGCCUGGACUUUGACCAGUUCGUGGAGACGUGCGCCACCUUUUUGGUGCCACAAUUUGGUCGCGGGUCGAACGGACGCCGCGACGGUCGCGCCCAGAAGCUGCGCCUCCUCUCCAAGAUGUUUGACACCCGGCGCAGCGGUUGCAUCACACGCGACGACUUCCGCCAGAUCAUGCGCAGCCUGCUCAAUCCGAUCUGGAACUCGCAACAGGACCAGGAGCAGCUGGCCGAGCAGGAACGCAAGCCCGAGGUGGAGGCCGAGCUGCUGCUGCUGGAGCAGCAGGCCUUCAUCUUCGCCGCCUGCCAGCAGAUCUCGUAUGCGGAGUUUGAGCAGCGCCUGCACAGCGCCGAUGUCAACGGACGACUGUCGAUCGCCAAGUGGCUGGUGGACGACGACGAGGCCAGGAUGGGGCGUCCAGAGGCCAAGGGCCCAUAAAAUCCUUUAAAACGUCUUUAUCCUGGUCGUGCUGCGCGUGUUUGUUUUUCUGUCUAAAUAAACCAAUUGGCAAAACUAAACGAGAAAUGGAAGGCAG
Molecule: messenger RNA, 892 nt
Organism: Drosophila takahashii
Lineage: Eukaryota; Metazoa; Arthropoda; Insecta; Diptera; Drosophilidae
Product: calcineurin B homologous protein 1
Biological process (GO): positive regulation of sodium:proton antiporter activity
Cellular component (GO): plasma membrane
Molecular function (GO): calcium ion binding
Source: RefSeq, a predicted model, not a curated record